UUUCAGCCUGUUUACCGCCAGACGGAAGCGUUAGUGCUUAGUUUGUUUAAAAUCGAUCAAAUCGAUGAGCUCGUAACUGACGUUAACCUGCUUCAAGAUUCACCGAUUCACAACAGAAGAGGAGAAGAGAGGAGAAGAGAGGAGAAGAGAGGAGUGGAGAGGAGGAGAGGAGGAGGCAGGUCAGUGAACGUUUUAUUGGCCCAAACUCAGACGUGAAACCGAGAGUUCAUCACUGUGACAGACUCAGUGCGGAUCAGCGGGCGGUGACACAGCUGUGUGCAGUGGGACCGUUUAUAGGACGAGGUGGAAAGUCACAGAGCUGAGGAUGGAGCUUUCAUCUUUACUUCAUGAUCUUCAUCUCUCCUCGCCAGACGAGCCCCUCCCCUCAGCCUCUCUCCCUCCAAUCACGAAGCUCCUGCCUCGGCUGGAGGAGAAGCUGAUUGGUGCAUCCUCGGACUCUGAAACGAGCUCCCUCAUUGGUAGCGUGGAGAGGCUCUUUCAAACAGCAGAUCCUGAUUGGCUGUUCUCCCCGGCCUCAGCCAAUGAGGAGGACGGUCGGGCAGAGCUUCAGUUGGCAUACGCGUCUCUGAUCAGCGCUCUGAUUGGCUGUGCAGCUCUGCCGCUUUGUGAUGACGACUGCAGCUCUCUGAGCGCGGCAGCCUAUCAGAGCGUCCCGAGCCGAGCCGUCCCAGUGUGCUCGGCCCUCACAGCGCUGCUGGGAGCUCUGGGAAACUGGGAGAGGACAGGUCUGCUGCUGACUGUGGCUCCACCUGUGUGUGUGUUCGCUGUAACACAUUUCCAGGAUCAGGUGUGGACCUCUUCCUCCUCCAGAGCAGCGGCACAGAGCCUGCAGGAGGCGCUGCUGAGGGCGGGGGGCUGGAGAGACCCCGCCCACCUCCUGAUGGGGGACAGCAGUGAGAGGGAGGAGGGGGAAGGAGGCAAGAACCGAGGAACUCUGGGAGGAGUCCUGGAUGUCCUUCAGCCUCAGCUCACCAAGGACUCGUGGCAGCGCUGUGAAGCAGUGAAGCUGGUGUUUGUGUGGCUCCUCCUGCAGGUCUCUCGCCCCUCUCUCUCUCCUCACCUGCCUCGCGUCCUCCCCCCCUCCCUCCUUCUCACUGACCACUACAGACCAGAGAACUGCAUGCUGGGAGUUCGCUGUCUGCACCAUAUCAUACUCAACACGCCUGCUGCUGAUCUCCGUCAGUUCAACAGAGCAGAAGUUCUUUAUCAAGCGUUAAUCAAACACCUGUACACCACAGAGGCUGCUGUCAUACAGAAUUCAGAGGUGUGUGUGUGUCCACAGCUGGCCCUGUCCUGUCUGUUGGACCUGCUGUUGGUUUUGGAGAAGCCCCCCUCCUCGCUUGGCCCCUCCUCCACCCGCAGGAAGCCCUGUCGCCAUGACGACGUUCUGCGUCUGGUCCUAACCCACAUGGAGGCGGAGCACAAGUUGGCGCUGCGACGCGUCUACGCCUCCGCCCUGCCGCUGUAUGUAGACAGGAUGGGUGUGGCUUUGUGCAGACACCUGCGGCGGGUGGAGAAGGUGGUGCUGGGAUACCUGGAGGUCAGAGAUCCACCUGAAGAGACAAACACACUGAAGAUCCUGGAGGUGCUGCAGAAAACAAUGAGAGCAGCCUGGCCACGGAUGGAGUGUCGCACCAGCGUGUUGCUGCGUUGCUUGUUGCGGUUGCUGGUUGACGUUUCUUCAGACUCUCAGCUCAGUGAUUCGGUCAAACAGCAGCUGAUGAGUCAAAGCACAGUCUGUAUCAAGCUGCUGGACGGCUGCUCACAGGGAAACCUACAGCCUCUCCUCCGGCAGGUCGACAGCAGCUGUUGCAGCCCUGAGGUGCUUGGUUGCCUAGUGACAACAACUAUGACAACAGAGAGUUGAUCCAGCACACCUGGAACAGCUGGAAGUUGGACUGUAACAGCAGAUCUACAGUUUCUUGACAGAUGGAUCAGGACGGAGCAGAGGACACGUGAGUGGACAAUCACAGACUGAGAGACUGACUCUGCAGACGCUGGUGAGACGUUUAGUGUCACGUGGAGACUCUCAGCUGUCCCUCAGCUCUGAGUCCAUCGGGUCCUACUGAAGACGUAAAUCUUUACAAACAUUUCACAGAUUUUAAAAAGACAUGAGCAGCAGUGGAUCACUGAUCACAGGGCUCAGAGGAUAAACAGAACCAGACCUGUCCUUGAAGCACAGGGACAAACUGGUCAGUGUUAACGGGUCUCAGAGGACUGGACACUGAGACGAGCUUUAACACAAAGACUUUCAUUCAAAGAUAAACUUCAUCAAAACAUCACAACAGACGAGUUUCACACGUUUUUACAGAAUCCA
Molecule: messenger RNA, 2338 nt
Organism: Toxotes jaculatrix (banded archerfish)
Lineage: Eukaryota; Metazoa; Chordata; Actinopteri; Toxotidae
Gene: tti2
Product: TELO2 interacting protein 2
Exons: 10
Coding region: 326-1888 (520 amino acids)
Cellular component (GO): centrosome; cytosol; nucleoplasm
Source: RefSeq, a predicted model, not a curated record